AGGGGGAACCAGCUCAGCGGCCGCCAACUGGCGCCCAGCGCAGCCGCGAACACUGGAAGUAGAGUCCCAGGUCCUGAGUGCGCGCUGCGGGGCAUUUGCUUCUUCGGCGCCCGGGUGACCCGAGUCCUCCCAUCCGCACCCCUUCUCCACUUUUCCCCCCGUUUGCAAUCACAUGGCAUUUUAAGAAUGCUGGAAAGAUGGCGGUAGCGGCAGCGGCUGUGGCUGCGCCGGCUGGUGGGGGAGGCGGCCGGGCGCAGCGGAGCGGACUGCUGGAAGUUUUGGUGCGGGAUCGCUGGCAUAAAGUUCUGGUGAACUUGAGCGAGGACGCCCUGGUGUUGAGCUGCGAGGAGGGCGCUGCGGCGUACAACGGCAUAGGGACUGCCACCAAUGGCUCGUUCUGCAGGGGCUCCGGGACCGGGCACCCGGGCACCGGUGUCGCUCAGCCCCCGGAUUCUCCCGCUGGGGUCCGCACUGCCUUCACCGACCUCCCCGAGCAGGUGCCCGAGUCCAUCUCCAACCAGAAGAGGGGCGUGAAGGUGCUGAAGCAGGAGCUGGGCGGGCUGGGCAUCAGCAUCAAGGGGGGCAAGGAAAACAAGAUGCCCAUACUCAUCAGCAAGAUCUUCAAGGGGCUGGCGGCGGAUCAGACCCAAGCCCUGUAUGUGGGCGAUGCCAUCCUGUCGGUGAACGGAGCGGACCUGCGGGACGCCACCCACGACGAGGCGGUGCAGGCGCUGAAGCGCGCAGGCAAGGAAGUGCUGCUGGAAGUGAAGUACAUGAGAGAAGCCACACCUUAUGUGAAGAAAGGAUCCCCUGUGUCUGAGAUUGGUUGGGAAACACCUCCACCUGAGUCCCCUAGAUUAGGGGGUGGCUCUGCAGACCCUCUGUCAUCUCAGUCCUUCUCCUUCCAUAGAGACCGGAAAAGCAUUCCCCUCAAGAUGUGUUAUGUCACCCGGAGCAUGACCUUGGCUGACCCUGAAAACAGGCAGCUUGAAAUUCACUCGCCGGAUGCUAAGCACACUGUGAUCCUGAGGAGUAAGGACUCAGCCACUGCCCAAGCCUGGUUCAGUGCCAUCCAUUCCAAUGUUAGCGACUUGCUGACCCGAGUGAUUGCUGACGUCAGAGAGCAGCUGGGGAAGACAGGCAUUGCUGGCAGCCGCGAGAUCAGGCAUCUUGGCUGGCUUGCAGAAAAGGUGCCAGGAGAGAGUGAGAAACAGUGGAAACCAGCCCUCGUUGUUCUGACUGAGAAAGAUCUUUUAAUCUAUGACAGCAUGCCACGAAGGAAGGAGGCCUGGUUCAGUCCAGUGCAUUCAUAUCCACUUCUUGCCACCAGGCUGGUCCAUUCAGGUCCAGGGAAAGGCUCACCCCAGGCUGCUAUGGAUCUGUCCUUUGCCACACGAACUGGUACCAAGCAAGGAAUUGAAACACAUCUCUUCAGGGCUGAGAUCAACAGGGACCUCUCCCACUGGACAAGGAGCAUCGUGCAGGGGUGCCACAAUUCAGCUGAGCUCAUUGUGGAAAUCACCACUGCCUGCACCUACAGAAACCAGGAAUGCCGUUUGACCAUACAUUAUGACAACGGAUUUUCUAUUUCCACUGAGCCUCAGGAGGGUGCCUUUCCCAAGACAAUCAUACAGUCCCCUUAUGAGAAGCUCAAAAUGUCUUCAGAUGAUGGAAUCAGGAUGCUCUAUCUAGACUUUGGAGGCAAAGAAGGCGAGAUUCAACUGGACCUUCACUCCUGCCCCAAGCCAAUCGUUUUCAUCAUCCAUUCCUUUCUGUCUGCUAAGAUUACACGACUGGGCUUAGUGGCCUGAACAGAGAGGCGACUUGCCUUAGGAAAGGAAGCCUGCAGUGUCACAGGAGUGUGACAUCAGGCAGUGCACCGGAUGUAGCAUGCACAGCCAGCUUCAGGUCUCAGGAGUCACAUGUAGCAUCCCAGGCUCCUCUGUUAGUUUCAGGAGCAACAAGGGACACCCUAAAGAAAAAUGCCACAGGGAUAUCAGAAUAAAACUUCAUAGAACAGAACAAGGUUAAAGAGAUGAGGGCAGAUGAAUAUACACAGCAUAUCUUUGAAAUGAUGACAACCAAGGACACAGCCAUUACAACAGCAUGUGCAGAUGUUAAUCACACCAGUUUCUAGGCAACUGGUUCACCCAGGGAAGCCAGAACAGAGCAGAUGAGAAAUGGAUAGUUUCACCUAGUCCUCUGUCCCUGGCUAAAAAUGAUCCCUUGCUUCCUUGUGAUCUAGUUCCUGAUUCAAGUUGAGCUAACUUUCAGUGUUAAGCAAAACAACACCACCAACACCCAGCUUUCUAGUAUAUGUGCUGCCAAAGCGAGCACUAAUACCUGCCUUUUAUUUAAGAAUGAAGCCGUUGUCACUUAAUUUCCUUAAUGAGUUUCCUUUCAGCUGGUAUAGAGUGAUUCCAAAGUGUUCUCAUUAGCAUAGCUGAACAGAAAUGAAAUAAAGCGUUGGAUACUGACCUGAGCUUUAAGCUGGCGGAAUCUGAGCCAAAGUGGACUGUUUGAAUUACAAAGCUAUCCUGAAGAGUCGUUCACACAAAUGGUGAUUAAUUCCGCAGCUACACUUACACCCAUGGAUGCUGUCUCAGAGCCAAAACUCUUACUCUUAUUUACAGAAAUGAAAUUCUGGGCAAAUUUUAAAAAGAUUGUCAUUACACACACACACACACACAGAGAGAGAGAGAGAGAGAGAGAGAGAGAGAGAGAGAGAGAUACACACCACUGGUCACAUAGUUGGGGGUUUAAUGGCAUUUCACAGUGUUCAUGGAAGUGUCUCCGAGUGGUCCUUGUUUCUGCCUAUUCUCACAUGCAUGCAUUUUAAGUAAUGGAAACCAUUUCUCAGUUCUUGAUGAUGCUGUUUCAGACAUACAGAACCAGAGGUAUAGUCAAAUCUACAGAUAACAUCGACGUUAAUUUUGAAAUUCCAGAGGAAUGACCUGAUAUUUUUCUACAAGAAUAUUUUAAGUCAGUAUUUAGCCUCUUAAUACUUAUUGGUUUUGGUGUUUUUGCCUUUCAAGAUUCACUCACUAAAAACUACACCCAUUAUCUGAUUUUGGAGUUACUUGUCAGAAGCCCUGAAAAAUAUCCCUAGAAUUUAUGAAUUUUUAGUAUUUAUUUUCCAUGUAGUUUUACAUUAGCACAUGCUCUGCAUUCUGCCUAUAUGUUGAAGAGUCCUAGUUUAGCAGAUACUUAUACAAAGUGAAACUGCCUAAAGGCCCAUGACUAAGCUUCCUUAGAUUUGUGUGUUUAUAGAGCUGCAGUUGCAUUUUAAACUAUCAUUUCCCCAAAGCACUUCCCAUACAACACCAUUUCCAAGGGACACUGAAUAGUGUUCUCACAUGGAGGGUGUGAUAUAGGAGCUUGAUGAUAAAAAAUUAUUUGCUAAGCUCAACUUAAGACUUGUAAGACCCUUGCUGGGAUUAUUAGCCUCCUCAAAAAUUCUGGUCUUCAUGGGUCACAGUCUUCAAGGUAGAGUUGAGGACUCUGUAUGUCUUGCAUUUCUUUGUAAUGGGGUGUCUGUGAAGCUAGUUUUUGUUUGUUUGGUUUUUUUUUUAUAGACAAAGCUUUAGGAAACACCGCCAUAGGACAUUAAUCUUUGGUUGGUUUCCUAUUUUAGAAUGUUGAAGAGUAGAGGCCAGCUUCAGUACUGGGAGAAAGCAUUGAUAAAUUUGUAAAUUGUAUUGUACUCUUUCACACUAUAUAUUUUCAGAAAUCACUGGAAUGUUGUUAUACAAGAGAAUUAUACUUAUGUAUUGUAAAUAACAUGAUACAUAUAUUAAUUCCAAUAGUUUAAUUCAACAAUAUGUAAUCUAAGGUGCUCGGUACUACAUGAAGUUUGAGUUAAUUAUUCAAGUUGCAAAGAUUCUAUUAUAUAUUUAUAGACAAAUUAAAAUGACCAUAAUUACAGAAUAUAUUGUUUCUUUAUUGCUUAAGUUUUAGACUGAUUAAUAUCUGGGUAAGAGUCAACAAAAAGUGUCUUUUCCAUUUUUAAAAUUUUAAUUUAAAUAUUUAUAUUUUAGCCAAAAUAUAUUUGAAUAAAAUCAAUGCAUUUUCUGAAGUAAAUUAAAAUGUGUUAUUAGCAAGAAAUAGAAAACUUUAUGAAGAGAAUUGUGUAUAUGAAUGAUUUUUUCUCCUAAUUAAAGUAUACCAUAUCAAAGUGAGUACGAUGAGUCAAUUUCAAAUAUUCACUUUUAUUUCUCAGCUUGGAUUUUAAACAUGAUAUUUAAAUAAUGGCUUUACAGCUUAUUUUUCAUCUUGUCUUAGGUGUUAGUGGAUGACACAAACUAAGUCUGCCUCAUGUCUUGGUCAAUGAACCAGUUUGGUCAUUUGGGAGAAACUGACUUUUCAAAUUUGCUUUGUUCUUAGUUGCGUGAAUUACAGAACCCAUAAUGCUUGUCCCUAAAUGAAAACCAGAACAGACGAACAAUCUUUGCUUGGUAGAUUCUUCCUCAGUUGCCAGAAGGAUAAAUUCAUUAUUCUGGGAAUAUGUCCCUGCUACUCACCUUACAGGCAUUUAAAGAAGGCCGGGGGAUAGAGAUGAUGUCAUCAUUUUUUUCCUAACAUGAGCUAAAUAGUAGAAAUCAAACUAUACAAUUAUUAUGAACUACCCAGAUAGAAGUAUUUAAUAAGUGGCAUGAAUGAGGCACGGAAGUGAUUUGUGGGUAUCUUUUGAAUUGUUUUUUUAAAUCUGCCUGUGUUUAUAGUCCCCAUGAAUGUCAUGUACAUAUAAACUAAAUAAAUAUUUGCCUCCGAUCUCCAAUGCAUAAGCUUAUAUUUUAAAUACAUCAUGUGCUGGACUGACUGAAUGGUAGCUUAAUAACAGUCUCAGAGAACUGUGUGACUAUGAAGAGACAUGUUAUGUUCCCAUCAAGAUCGGUCUUACAAAUGGUGAUUGGGUAAGGGAAUACCGCUAGCAAUUUCUGUGCUCAUUUUAUUUCAGAACCCAUUUAAAAUACAGACAGUAUUUUAUGGAAUGUUGACAGAUUCCUCAAGAUGUUAGUAUUUCUCCCUAAAUUAUUAAUCUGAAUAUAACUUCAGAUGGGUUCAUCUACAUCUUAGGGCUCUCAUUUUUAACUACAAUGUGACCGCUGCACUAAGCUUCAAAUACUUCAAUUCUCUGUUGUACUAUGGUUGGCUUCUGUUGUAAUUUCUUGCAAUAAAUAUAAUCGGCUCGUGUUUAGAAGUCAUUGCACUAUUUGGAACUUUAGCGGUAUUGAGAUCAGAUUUAGAACCAUAGAGUCUGAGGGUUCAAAAGUCCUAGGAGCUGUGAAGCAUAUUUUGCUCAGUUUAUUCCAGCGGUGCUACUUUCGUGCAUUAAUAAGGCGUAUCAUCCGCUAGUAACACAGCGCUGUGACGUUGUCAGAGAAAGUCGGAUAGACACCAAUUAACACUUUUGUAAUGUUCACGCCACCUAAACUCAUCUCACCCGUACACCGUGUCCCAGGCGCUGCACUGGCAGCACUGACCUUGUGGCAGGUGCCGCUGAGCUCAGGAAUCUCUCCUUGAACACUUCGCUGCUGCGCACCCAGCCUGAAAUUGAAAAUUUCCAGGAUGAGGAGGACGCUUCUUAUCUCGCCAUGCAGACCCACUCAUUUGCUGGCUGGCUAGAGUUGUUUGAAAGGCCCUGCAUUCUCGGCGCCAAAACUUCUAUUUGUCUACCCUUCAAUCGUGACCCCUGUUUUACCCUAGAAAACACUGGAAGCCCAAUUUCUCUUCUACAUAAACGUCCUGUAUACAGAUAGAAGUCCAGGUUGACAACAACCAACUAAGGGAAGACAGGCCGUAAAACAGCUUUUAAUCGGACAUUUGAAAAUCCUCCUUUUCAUCUUUAAAAAAAAAAGACCACGAUUAAAACCUUCUCAGAUAUCUAGUGAUGGAAGAUCAGAACAGGCAUGAAUAAAGCCACCAAUAAGGAUAAUUGGCAAUAAUUUGGGGAGCAAUUUGACAAACCUUUUGACUAUGAGCUAUGAUUGCACAAAUGCAGAAAACCUAAUGUAGAAAGAUCAUCUCUGCAGCAUUUGUAACCAGCUGACAAAAGGUAUAUCAAUACAGUAUUCAUGUACACCAAUAGCUGGCACAUUGAUAUGUGUGAAUGUUCUGCAACUGUCAGUGUUGGCACAGAGAAAGAAUCGUAAAAUCUCAACAAGAUUCAAAUUUUCCUUAAGGUUCUCAUGAAAAGCCACAAGCAAGCACCACCAAAGGACUACAUACUUCCUGUACCCAAUGAGGGGUAUUUCAAGAACCUGUGCUGUUGGGUAUCAUCAUGAGUAGGAGGAAGGAACUUGGAAUUGGUACUUCAUGAGAGUUGAUAGCUAUCCCUGCUGGUGACGGCUCCUUAUCAAAUGGAAAUAUUUCUUCAUACACUUUCUGUAACCUCUGAGAUUCUUGUAGAUUAAAAUCCCUGUUAGUAUCUGA
Psammomys obesus (fat sand rat) is the source of this 6432-nucleotide messenger RNA. RefSeq names its product syntrophin beta 1 (gene Sntb1). The transcript has 7 exons. The record is from RefSeq and is a predicted model, not a curated record. Gene Ontology annotation, molecular function: protein binding; structural molecule activity. The coding region runs from base 198 to 1811 and encodes 537 amino acids. Gene Ontology annotation, cellular component: synapse; intracellular anatomical structure; dystrophin-associated glycoprotein complex. NCBI's taxonomy places the organism in Eukaryota, Metazoa, Chordata, Mammalia, Rodentia, Muridae.